GGAACUGUUCCGUGCGGAACAAGGAAACGUCCCAACCAAUGAUCACAUAGACCAGAAAACUCGUUAUUGGGGAAAAUGAGAUUCUCAUCUUUUCUCCCCUCCUCAUACAGCACCCUGUUCGUCCGCACCCUCUCGAUCUCCUCGAUGUGCCGCACUUUUCCAGUAAUCUACCGAAAAUCGGGACAAAAUUCGACCUGCUCGAAAUCUUGGAUUCAUCUGACCUGUUUCGUUUUGUCUCUUCUUAGCGAAUUAUUCCACAUCAUCAUGUUCUUGGAGUGGUUUUACGUUCAAGAUGAUCCGCCAUUGUGGAAGUCCAUCUUGAUGUCCUACUUCCUUGGUUGCUACGGUUUUAUCUUCGUCGCCAAGUGCGUCUUGGCUUGGAGGCAGGAUGAGACAAGGGAGCUUAUCGAACGAGCCGUCGAGUUGGAAAAAUUGUCGAGCAAAUCUCACCCGAUUCGGGUGAGGGUGACGCCUGUCCUGAUCUGCGUCAUGUUUCUCUUCACCACGGUAUCACUACCGUCCGUCAUGUUCCUCAUGGCACUGGUGAGACCCUGCAUGCCACCCUUUUUCAGUAUGAGUCUCUUGGAAUGCAAGUCGUGGAGCAGUGGGGGUGGAGCAUCGGUUCCUUUGAGGCUUGGUAUCGCUGUUUUCGAGUUCAUAACUUGGUUUACGAGCUUGGCAAAUGCAGUGACGAUCGGAUUAGUGGGACUGGUCGUGUAUCCUCCGGUGGUGGAGGAAAUGUGGAUUGAUGUUGUCGAAAGGGAAUUCCAAAAUUCCGUAUCGCUAUACUCCACCGCAGUUAAAUAUCGAAUUGCCCAGUCCAUGUCGAAUUUGCACGGAUCCGUGAUGAGGAAACCGUUCAUGUCGAUGAUAAUUGGGGGUGUGAUGAUGGUGGAAAUAACAUCGCUAUAUUUGGUAAUAAACUCCAUUCACGAGUUGCCCACGCCCGUUGCGAUGUUCUUCAUCAUCCUUGCAAUGGACUUUUUCGUCGUCAUCCAUCUCUUGUUCAAGUCGCUGUGUCGCCCCCACCUGGCGUCGGUGGAAUUAGUCAACAAGGCCAAAAUGGCAAAGAGGGGUAAAUGGUUGGAUAAGUAUCUCAAGUCUUGCGUCCCGUUGGAGUUAUCGAUGGGCGGGGGUUGCUUUUUUGACAGGUUGUCAUCAUUUGUGAUUUGGAAAUUCUGCGUGGAUCAAGUAGUGAACUUGUUGGUUAUGUAAAAUGUGGAAUAUGCGUACAUAUUUAUUAUAAGUACAUAUGUAUAUGCAUAUGUGCAUAAAAGUGAAUAAUGUGAAAAAUAGAAGAAAUUUAGUAUAGAAAUAUAGUAUAGGAAAUAUGCUAGUAGGUGCACUCAUUGAUAUCGUUACUAUUCGGCUUUAAAGGCUUCAUGCAUAGGAAAAGUUAAUUUUUUGGUCAAUUUUUAUUUAUUUUGAGUUCUAUUUUUGGCCCGGAACCGGCAAAUUUCUGUGUAUGUGUGGGUGACGCCUUAAAUGAUGUUCCAAGAUGGGGAAGAUCGUGAAGUGGUUGAUCAGUGGGGGAGGUUCAUUCAAGUUAAAUGGCCAAAAUUAGAUGGUCAAUUCCGAGUUGUGAAUAAUGAUAACAAACUUCAUUCAUUAUAUGAAUUCAAACAAUAGGAACACGUUUUAAUCAUUCUGAAUUUGCAAGCUCUGCGAAUAGUUAGAUUUUAGAUAAUUUAAAAAAAGAUAAUUACUAAAUGUGAAACCAUUGAUCCAUUAUAUACGUAUGUAUAUAUGUAGUAAUACAAUGCCAUUUACAUAUACAUAUAUGUACAUAUAUUUAUGUAUAUAUA
This is a messenger RNA of Folsomia candida, 1805 nucleotides long. RefSeq lists its product as uncharacterized. Bases 76 to 1215 code for a protein of 379 amino acids. The transcript is spliced from 2 exons. The record is from RefSeq and is a predicted model, not a curated record. NCBI's taxonomy places the organism in Eukaryota, Metazoa, Arthropoda, Collembola, Entomobryomorpha, Isotomidae.